CCGUUCGCUCUCGUAUUCAAUCAUCCACGUUGUAUCUUCGCCGGAAAAUCGAGAGCUUUCUUCAACCAUGGCUGAGCAGCCGGCGGUCGAGUUGCCGGCGGUAGCUUCUCCGUCAUGCUUCAAAAGGAUCUGCGUAUUCUGCGGAAGCAGUCCGGGGAAGAAGACGAGUUACAAAGAAGCGGCCGUCGAGCUCGGAAAGGAGUUGGUGGCAAGAGGAAUUGAUUUGGUUUAUGGAGGUGGAAGUGUUGGUUUGAUGGGCCUCGUUUCUCACGCUGUUCAUGAUGGCGGCCGUCAUGUCUUACUAGUUAUACCCAAGUCUCUGAUGCCCAGGGAGAUUACCGGAGAGACGGUUGGGGAAGUUCUAGCGGUCUCAGACAUGCACGAGAGGAAAGCCGAGAUGGCUCGCCAAGCUGACGCCUUUAUUGCUUUGCCUGGUGGCUAUGGAACUCUAGAAGAAUUGCUUGAAGUCAUCACCUGGGCACAGCUUGGAAUUCAUAAGAAACCGGUUGGUCUUCUUAAUGUGGAUGGAUAUUACAAUUCAUUUCUUUCCUUCAUUGACAUGGCCGUCACAGAGGAAUUCAUCUCUCAAAAAGCUCGUCAUAUCAUAGUUUCUGCUCCAACAGCCAAUGAGCUCCUCAGGAAAUUAGAGGAAUAUGUUCCUCAACCUGAUGAUUUUGUUUCAAAGUUAUGUUGGGGGGUAGCAGAACAAGAAGGUGCAGGCUUUGUGGAAGAGGAAUGGCGUCAGCUUCUUUCUGAGAGAAGAUGGAAACCCUAGAACUGUUUUGCGUUUUUUGGGUGCUAAUUGAAUAUAAUCAAAUUACAGAGGGGCUUUUUGGAAGAAUAUCAACUUUUAAUUAUAGCAAAUAUGGCAUUUUUUUGUAGAAGAAAUUCAUAGUGGGGGAAUAUGCAAAGUGCUGUCAUAUUGUUUUGCUUUUUAUU
Molecule: messenger RNA, 939 nt
Organism: Phalaenopsis equestris
Lineage: Eukaryota; Viridiplantae; Streptophyta; Magnoliopsida; Asparagales; Orchidaceae
Product: cytokinin riboside 5'-monophosphate phosphoribohydrolase LOG3-like
Exons: 7
Coding region: 68-775 (235 amino acids)
Biological process (GO): cytokinin biosynthetic process
Cellular component (GO): nucleus; cytosol
Molecular function (GO): hydrolase activity, hydrolyzing N-glycosyl compounds
Source: RefSeq, a predicted model, not a curated record